CUGGGCGACUCUUCAUUGAGAUAUUACUACCCACCAGUACUCGGAGUCGAUCUGUCGGAUGGCUAUGACACCUUCAUCAAACACGAUGACUCCAAGCCCGAGCACCUUGUAGCUCUUCUAAAGACCAUUAAGGCUCAUGAAGAAGAGACUGGACAGAAGAUAGAUGCCCAGAUUGUGACAUGGCGCGGCAUGAUGACGAAGAUUAUGGGCUCGCCUUUCGAAGAUCGCGACGGCUUCGAGAUGAAUGCCACCCUGUACCAAGAUUGCAUGUAUGAGAACCACGAGUACAAAGUUGCUUCGCAGCAGAAGCAGAACGCGCAGCAACGCCGAGGCCCCAUUCCGCCCGAAGUGAUGCAGUUUUGGGGCUACAAAUUCGAAACCCUCGCAACACUACCUGCCCCCUGGGGCGACACGCCUCGCGACUACAUUGAGAACCGCCCCAACGAAAUCGUGAACAACAAGGCCCAGUACUGCUCCGUCGUCCGAACGGGCAUUGGUCAAACCGUCAUCUGCAUCGGUGGCGAAGUCGACGCCGUCUGGGACUCCAAGCCCGCGAAGCAGGGGGCGCCAACGAACUGGGUCGAGCUCAAGACGAGCCUGUCGAUCCGCGACGACCGGGACGUGGGAAACUUCCACCGCAAGCUGAUGAAGUUCUGGAUCCAGAGUUUCCUGCUGGGCGUGCCCAAGAUCAUCGUUGGAUUUAGAAAUAACCGCGGGCUGCUUACCAGCGUCGAGGAGAUCGAGACGGAGAAGAUCCCGGACACGGUGGAGAGACGGGGGAACGCGGCGUGGAAUGGGGAUAUGUGCGUCAACUUUGCGGCAGAGUUCCUCGUUUGGCUUCGUCAGACCAUCAACGAUGACGGUGUAUGGAGAAUACGCAGGCAGCCCGGAAGCCCUGAGAUUGAGGUCUUCAGAGUCGAGGAGGCUGGACAUGGACAGAUCUUGACGGACGAUUUUAUCAACUGGAGAAUCAAGUUGGCGAUGAAGAGCACGGCGCCAGAGCCGGAGCCGGAGCCAGAGCCAGAAUCGGUGCCAGAAUCGGUGCCAGAAGCAUAG
Colletotrichum karsti is the source of this 1056-nucleotide messenger RNA. RefSeq lists its product as uncharacterized. Gene Ontology annotation, molecular function: mRNA 5'-diphosphatase activity. Gene Ontology annotation, cellular component: cytosol; nucleus. The transcript is spliced from 7 exons. Lineage: Eukaryota; Fungi; Ascomycota; Sordariomycetes; Glomerellales; Glomerellaceae. Gene Ontology annotation, biological process: nuclear-transcribed mRNA catabolic process; NAD-cap decapping. The record is from RefSeq and is a predicted model, not a curated record.